Rotaria socialis is the source of this 256-nucleotide messenger RNA. The record is from the annotation of a GenBank genome assembly. NCBI's taxonomy places the organism in Eukaryota, Metazoa, Rotifera, Eurotatoria, Philodinida, Philodinidae.
AUGCCAUCAAAGCUGCGCAAUACGAAGAAGGACAAUUUUCAAUAUUCCCAUGCUGUACUUAGUGGAAUCAGAUCAAUAAUUCAAUCAAUAACGAAAUUUGGCGUUCACACUGUGGCUCAUAUGUCUGCCUGUGGGUUUCAAUAUACUGGUAAUGGCAAUGCAGCCUGUUGUAAGGAUUGCGGACUUGAAGUAUCCAAUUUGACAUCAGAUAUGAAUCCAUUUACUAUUCAUUCUCAACGUCGACCUGAUUGUCCGU